This is a messenger RNA of Pygocentrus nattereri (red-bellied piranha), 2642 nucleotides long. It is a transcript of the gene sult1st6, whose product is annotated as sulfotransferase family 1, cytosolic sulfotransferase 6. Gene Ontology annotation, biological process: sulfation. Gene Ontology annotation, molecular function: sulfotransferase activity. Gene Ontology annotation, cellular component: cytoplasm. The transcript has 7 exons. The coding region runs from base 334 to 1260 and encodes 308 amino acids. Lineage: Eukaryota; Metazoa; Chordata; Actinopteri; Characiformes; Serrasalmidae. The record is from RefSeq and is a predicted model, not a curated record.
GAGAGAGAGAGAGAGAGAGAGAGAGAGAGAGAGAGAGAGAGCGGGGUAGAGAGUGGAAGCAAGAGAAGGAGGAUAGUUGUGUAGCAGUCCCUUUCAUGCAAAAGACUAAGAUUUAAUGACAGGGCUAAAAGUCCAAGGUUUCAAGGCUGGGGGAGGAGAAUGGAGGACGUCUAUCGUUUGGAGUGAAGAUUAGUAGACAGUUAGUAAGCAACAAGAACUUACAGAAAGAACUACAGAAACAUUGGACAAACCUUCUUUACUCAAGGCAAGGGACACAGCAAGGAGACCUAGAAGCAAAGACCACCAAAAGGAUUUCCAAACAGUGACUGUACAAUGGAGGAAGCACCCCAGAAUUAUGCAGAGGCCAUAAACAGGGCAGCCGGGGCACUCACUCGUUUUCCUUUGAUCGAGGUGCAAGGUGUACCUCUCAUGAACCUCAUCGCUGAGAAGUGGAGCUCCAUCUGGGCUUUCCAGCCAGAUCCAUCAGACCUGCUCAUCGCCACCUACCCCAAAGCAGGCACCACCUGGACCCAAGAGAUAGUGGACUUGCUAUUGCACAAUGGAGAUGCAAAAGCUUGUAUGAGAGCUCCUACUGUUCAGCGCAUCCCAUUCUUGGAGAUCCAAGCUCCUCCGCCUAUUCCAUCAGGCCUUGAACUUCUCGGUUCCAUGAAACCUCCCAGGGUCAUCAAGACACACCUGCCCAUCCAGCUUGUGCCUGAUGGAUUCUGGAAAAAUAAAUGCAAGGUCAUUUAUGUGGCUCGAAACGCCAAAGACAACCUGGUCAGCUACUACCACUUUGACCGCAUGAACCUGACUCAGCCAGAACCAGGUCCCUGGGAUGAGUACAUCCAUAAGUUCAUGAGGGGAAAAUUGAGCUGGGGCUCUUGGUAUGACCAUGUGAAAGGUUACUGGCAGGAAAGAGAGAAGAGGAAUAUCCUUUACCUUUUCUUUGAGGACUUGAAGGAGGACCCUCGUCGGGAGGUAGAGCGGAUCAUGCGCUACAUGGACUUGUCGGUAAGUGAUGAUGUCAUUGACAAAAUUGUGCAGCUGACGUCUUUCAAAGUCAUGAAGGACAAUCCGAUGGCCAACUACACGUUCCUUCCAAAGGCAGUGUUUGACCACUCCAUCUCUGCGUUCAUGAGAAAAGGGGAGGUUGGAGACUGGACGAACCAUUUCACUCCAGCUCAAUCCCAAAUGUUUGAUGAGGACUAUGCCAGACAAAUGGCAGACGUGGACAUUCCCUUUCGCACCAGCAUAUAAGGAUUUACUACCAUCAAGAACCUGUUGAAGCAGCACCUCAGCAAGCACUGGAGCAUAUCUGGAACUGUGAUCCAAGCAAUCAUGGACACACUGAGGAUACACACAAUAGAUAUUUGAUUGAUCUUUAAAACCAACCAGUGAUUGCUGGGUGGAGGUUAAGUUGUUCUUUUAUAUCAAUAACAAAAUGUAUCUACAAGCCAAUAAGCUAAUAUUAGCUUUUAGACCCACCACCCACUUUAUUAGAAACCUUUAACAUGUAGCUCCACCUUGCUGGUGCACAGUUAGGGCGUUUUUCCACUUCAUAUUCAAAAACAAGACCCAAAAGAGAACCUAUGUAACUUAUGGUUUCAAUUGUCCCCUGUAAUGAUAACCACAAGUAACCACCUAAAGUCUUUUAGGUCAUUUUAUGCAACUCUAAAGCUUCCUCAGUGGCUAAUUAGCUACUUUACUUGCUUGUUAGCUUAGCUUAUGGGUGAGUAUGCAGUUACACCAUGCCAAGUGCAAGUUUCCCAACUAGCUUAUGUUGGCUUAGAUCAGUGGUUCCCACUUCUGGUCCUGGAGGACCCCCUGCCGUGCACUUUUUAGUGUUUGCCCUGCUUCCAACACACCUGAUCCAACUAAUCAGUUAAUCAGCAAGCCUUUCCUGAAUUGAAAUGGGUGUGGAAGGAGAACUCACUUGAGUACCAUUAGGUCCUGUUGACAGCUGUCUCGAGCUGGUACCAAAAAACAUUAAACUGGAACCCUUGGUAGUUGACCAGUGGACAGUGGAGAAAGCAAAGCUCCACUUUUCUGGUGCCAAAGGUUCUGGUCCUGUGUACUAUGUGGAAACAUGCCCUUAGAGACUUUAGCCAAGGGGUGCCCAAUCCUGGCCCUGGAAAUCUGCCACCCGAGUCAGGUGUAUCUGAUCCAACACACCUGGCUCUAAUAUUUAGAUUCCCCUGAAGGCCGUCAUUACCUGGAUCAGGUGUCCUAAAAUCUGCAGAGUGGUAGAACACCAGGACCAGGAUUGAGCACCUCUGCUGUAGCCCAUCUGCUAAUGCACAAUUUGUGUUAUCCAUCCAACUCUAGCCCUUCAUCACAUGUCAAUUUCUGACCUCAGAGCUUUAACACACCUGGUGAUUAACUGAUUAAUUGAAUCAGGUGUUUUUUGGCAAAGAAAUCCCUCAACUGUGCUGGUGUCUGGCCAUCUAGAUCUGAUGACCUCUGGGGUAGAAGGAGUAGAUGGGUGUGAUGCAGUGAGGUGAAAGAUCUACGGUAUGUUCUUCUUCUUCUUUCGGCUGCCCUUUAGGGGUCACCACAGCGGAUCAUCUGCCUCCAUCUUGCCCUAUCUACUGUCUCCUCUACUUUUACACCAACCAUCUCCAUGUCCACCUUCACUACAU